Tripterygium wilfordii is the source of this 971-nucleotide messenger RNA. Its product is annotated as agamous-like MADS-box protein AGL12. Gene Ontology annotation, cellular component: nucleus. Gene Ontology annotation, molecular function: DNA-binding transcription factor activity, RNA polymerase II-specific; protein dimerization activity; RNA polymerase II cis-regulatory region sequence-specific DNA binding. The transcript has 7 exons. Gene Ontology annotation, biological process: positive regulation of transcription by RNA polymerase II. Lineage: Eukaryota; Viridiplantae; Streptophyta; Magnoliopsida; Celastrales; Celastraceae. The record is from RefSeq and is a predicted model, not a curated record. The coding region runs from base 161 to 802 and encodes 213 amino acids.
GAGAGGCAUUAAGUUUCACAAGUAGUUCUCUUGCUCGCAACAACAAGAAGCUAGUUCAAACUAGUGGAAGGUUGUCUGCUGAUAAAAAAAACAACACAGCCACCAAAACUAGAAGAAAAAACACCAAACCCUAGAAGAAGAUCCACACAUAAAUAUAUCAAUGGCUCGUGGAAAGGUUCAGAUGAAGAGGAUCGAGAAUCCGGUGCAUCGACAGGUGACCUUCUGCAAGCGCCGUGCUGGGCUCCUUAAGAAGGCCAAGGAGCUCUCUGUGCUCUGUGAUGCUGAAAUUGGACUUGUCAUUAUCUCUUCCCAUGGAAAGAUCUAUGAACUUGCCACCAAAGGAAGCAUGCAAGGGCUUAUUGAGAGGUACAUGAAGUCGACCCGAUCAUCAGGAUCUUCGCAACAGCCGUCUGAAAAUGAACAACAAGCUGCCAUUGAUCAGCCACAACCAGCCCUGGAGGUUAAAGAGGAGAUCAACGUGCUGAAACAGGAGAUCGAAAUACUCCAGAAGGGACUCAGGUGCAUGUUUGGUGGGGGAGCUAAUGGCAUGAUAACUUUGGAUGAAUUACUUAUACUUGAAAAACAUCUUGAAGAAUGGAUUUAUCAUAUACGCUCUGCCAAGAUGGACAUUAUGCUUCAGGAAAUUCAACUAUUGAGGAACCAGGAAGGAAUACUGACAGCUGCUAAUAAACAUCUCCUCGAGAAGAUAGAGGAGAAUUAUAUUGGGACUGCUAACUUUGCACCAGUGAUCACUAAUUUUCCAUAUCCGCUAACUAUACAGAAUGAGAUAUUUCAGUUUUAGAGAAAUUUAAUUUCCUAGGUUUGGAGUACUGUAAUAAUAAAGUUAAAAUAAUUAUGGAUGUGUUUGUAAUAUAUAUGUCUACAUAGGUUGUAAACUGUGUAGAUAUAUAUAUAAUCCUGCUAUUAAUUGACGCAAUGGAGUGUGAUAUAAGAAGUUUUUGUUUGGAACA